ACUCUUCUCUAUUCCCUUCGCCUCAUCCUCAGCGACAACACAUUCGCUGGCGCUGAAGGGCGCUUGAGGCGCACUGGUAGAGAGACUGCGGCUCGUAGAGUCAGUAGUGGUGGCGCUGUAAGGUCACGGGUGACAUUUUCGGGAGUAUCUUAUCCCGUCGGAGUUCGUCUCUCAUCUUGACCAACGCCUCUUCCUGGGCGUCGUGGGUCAACCACGCAACGACAUGUCUGCCCGCUAUGCUUUCGUUACGCUCGUCACCUCAGACGGCUAUUUGCCCGGCGCACUUGCGGUAGCAGCAGCAUUGAGGGAAGUUCAUCCCUCGCCUCCCGUUGACCCGGAGGUCCCCUUCCAGACGGUUUGCCUUGUCACACCGGAAACCGUCGAUGUCAAAACUAUAAAGCACCUCCGGAGGGCUUUCGACUCUGUAAUUGGUGUCGAAGUCAUUGAGGAGAACACGUCGGCCGAACUUCAAUUGCUUGGUCGGCCAGAUCUACACACAGUCCUCACAAAACUACAUGUCUUUCGUCUAGCACAGUUCGACAAAAUAAUUUUCCUUGAUGCUGAUGUGCUCCCCAUUCGGCCCAUAUCACAUCUAUUUUCUCUGCCGCAUGAGUUCUCCGCGGCGCCGGACAUAGGUUGGCCGGAUAUCUUCAACUCCGGGGUAAUGGUCCUUUCUCCGGGUGAAGAUAAAUUCAAUGAAAUUCUGAGCCUAGUCAAAAGUAAAGGAAGCUGGGACGGAGGAGACCAAGGUGUACUAAAUGAGUGGCGUGGAAGCAACUGGAAUCGGAUCAGUUUUAUCUACAAUACAAUCCCUAACCUGCAAUACAAUUACCCUCCCGCAUACGAGCGGUUUGGUAGUGAAAUUGCUGUCCUUCAUUUCAUUGGAGAGAACAAACCGUGGAAGGAGCUUCCUUAUCGUGCUCCGUCGUCAGCUUCUCAAAAUCUCCAACACCAGCAUCAAGCAUCCAGUUCAGAGCAGCAUGUUUCCCAACAACUUCCGCUAUCUCAGACCUCACUUCCAAUAUAUGCAUAUGGCUCUUUAGUGGAUCGCUGGUUUGACGUUUAUGAUAGAAAUUACCGUCGACUCGUCCCCGCAACGGAAGCCGAAUUUGAAGCAAAGAAGUAUUCAAACGUAUGGGACGACAAUGCGGACGCUCCCCGCGAAAAUAAGCAAGCCGCUUCUGACAUGGCUCAUGGAGAAGUGCUCAGGUUGGAAGAUCUACGGAAGCUGGCAAUGGAAGGAGGUAGUUCUAGCUCGCGCCAGACAGGUGAAGGAGAGUACCACAGCCUUCCCUUGGAAGGUCGCGUAGAUCUCAUGCGCCCGAAACCACAGCCUCCUCGGGAAUCGGCCAUGCUAGAGCACCGUGAACACGAAGUCUCUGAAGGUCGUGCCCGCACGCCUACCGCUGAACAGCCGCACUGGAAAGGACACGAAUCUCUGCGACAGGAAUCUCCUCCUACCCCUGGUCCGAAUGAAGUUCCACCAUCGCCUCACAUUGCUCCACUACCGUUGCCACCGUCUGCUUCUGUUUCACCCGCGUCCAUUACACAGAAUUUGCCUAGUCAACAAGAAGGCGGCCAGAGUCAUCCUUCGAGUCAGCAUUCGAUUUCAACUGAGGAUUCUGGUGUUGUUGGCAAUUUGUCUCAAUUUACGCACUCUCGGCCUGACCAAAUAUCUUAUCAACAUACUGAACAGCAAGAUCAUCAAACUCAGCAUCACGAAGCCCAGCCAGGUGAGCCUCGAAGGCCCGUUUCGCCCCCACUCCUUAGUUGGAAUCCAGCAAUUGAACCCCCUCCAAAUGUACCACCUACUACUUCAGCCUUUCCUCCGGAUGCGUAUUUCCCAAACGCUUGGGAUAUACCCCAAAGUACUAGCUUUGGCAAGAUGCACGAUGCCUUGACUGGUCCUACAACAACUACGUCACAGUUCUUCCAACCGCCUCCACAGACGCAUAUUCCGACGCGUCUUGUCCAAGAAGGUCACUACAAGAAUGUCACGGGUCUCCAACACGACAAGCCACCACAGCCCGAUAUUUCGAAAGUCACUUCCGUUUUCCCGUGGGAACAAAAGCCACGCCACAUACCAGGCAGAGUGUUUCCCGAGGGUGAAACUGGGCCUCCUAACGCCCAGUACAUUGAAAACUUGGCUCAUACCGAGCCCGAACAGGAGACCGAACUACAGACUCCAGAUAUGACCCAAGAAGAGAAAACACAAGCAGGAAGCCCGAAAAUCCAAUUACCUUCUCCCUCAAUUGGCUUCCCUGGUGCAAGAGGUUAUAGCAAUGCUUGGGACUCGGUGCCAAGUAUCCAGAAGUACGCUGCGCGACUGGCGAAGCCGUCGACAACAUCGCUGCCUCUGACUCUUCCACCUCCUCGUAUAAGAAAACGUUCCGAUAGCUACAGGAGCCGUGGUGAGCAGUCGGAUGCAAACAGCAUGGAUGGCGAUGUUGAGGAUGAAGUCGACGACGACGACAGUGACGCAGGGCGCUUUUCAAGUAGCGAACGUUCGAAUGGUGGAAGGUCAAGGCGAGGAUCAAAGGCUGGCUUAAGUACACCGCCCUCGGCCACAACACGUGCACGGAGUGGCAAAAAAGAAUAUCGAUCGUAUGGUGUGCAAACCGUUCCUAAAGACGUGCGCAAUGUUGCGGUACAGGUGUCUCAAGUAAUUUCGACUUCUACAGGAAACAUGAGCAGCAAGAAUGCUCCAAAACCGAGCUCCACCGUGUUCCCUCUAAGUGGGAAACCGCAUAUCGAGCUUCCAAAGCAACCGCCGGUGCAAGAAUUACCGACGGGUCUCGAACCGACAGCAUUGGCUACGCCCUCGUCGGCCAACGUAGAGGCAUUUAUCAGGCCUCCCCCUGCCCGCCAAUCUCAUGGGCUGCCAACAGGCAUGUUGUCACCUAGACUGCAUGACGUAUACACGUUUGGAUCUCCUAAUCGCACUCCUCCCAAUGCCACGCCAGGUACUCAGACCCCAAUCACUCGCAGGCAAAGCGAGGCUGCAAAACCUGCGUCACUCAGUACUGAGAAAUCACAGCCACAGCCGCUUCCGCACGCAGUUGUUCGGACAUCAUCACAAGAGACAGCUGACUCACCGUUGGGACCUGCGUCUCCUGUGGAUAGUCCACCGACUGGACAGCCGAAGAGACCAGCUGGACGUAAAUGGGAUCCUGCGACUGGUGUUGACGUGUUCAAACGAACGUCGGAGGAAGUUUUGGCAAGAUUUUUACGACUCGGUUCUUGGGAAGACGAGUCCCAAUCACAUGUUCACCAUACUCACGGAUAGGAGUUGGUAGUGUUGCCUAUCACUGAUUUAUGCAAUUUGUCGCAAGCGGUGUGUUUUUUGUUUUCCUUUUUCUAUUCUUAUAUUUUCUUUGCUCCAAUUUCCUCGAACAUUUAGCUUUGUAGUUCAUUCUUUCAUAUUGUUUUGCGUUAUGGUUACGAUUGCUCCCGAUCAUGCAUUGCUUCUAUACCCUCGUAUGCAACAUAUUUCCUCGAUGCUCAAUUGGAUCACCCCCCAUCAAUUCCCUGCUCUUUCUCGCAAUUUGUCUUGUUUACUUGUCAUUAUUUCUCUCGUGUCAUGUCACUGCCAGCACUAGUGUUACUACUCAUCUAUCUCUUUGUUGCUUUUUAUUCUUCUAUCGCAUAUUCAACUGCUGCUUGUAAGGGUCGGAUCACUCGCUGCUUAGAUUUGCAGGAAGACGGUACCGUCUGUCGUUUUGUUAGUACAGUUUUGCACAUUGCCUAACCUCCC
Fomitiporia mediterranea MF3/22 is the source of this 3754-nucleotide messenger RNA. RefSeq lists its product as uncharacterized. The coding region runs from base 224 to 3286 and encodes 1020 amino acids. Lineage: Eukaryota; Fungi; Basidiomycota; Agaricomycetes; Hymenochaetales; Hymenochaetaceae. The transcript is spliced from 3 exons. Gene Ontology annotation, cellular component: cytoplasm. Gene Ontology annotation, molecular function: glycosyltransferase activity. The record is from RefSeq and is a predicted model, not a curated record.